AUGAGUAUCGAUCCAUAUGUUCUUCUCAAAUCGGAUGUUGCCGAUUUCACAAAUAUAUUCGAGUCUUUAGUCUCUGCUUUAGACGUCCACACCAAAACACCGAAACUUGUAUUCCCAACUCAACAACAACACAUCGAAACUACAAAAACCACUGAUGAACUUAUUUCACAGUUUUACGAACUAAUAAAAACCGAAGAAAUUUCAGAAACAAAUUGUGUGAAAUUUUCUCGAGCGAUUAAUCAAGCCAUAGCGGCUUUAGAUGACUUCAAAAGUCUAUUAAUUCUUUUAAAAAGGAAAUGUGAAGAUGACGGCAAAGAGAUUUUGAAUUUCAGAAACACGACUUUAGAUCUGAUCAUCGAAAAAGAACGCCAGCGCUGUGAAGAAGAAUCCAAAAAGAACACAACGCGAAAAGCUCGCCUACGCGACAAAUUCGAAGACAAAGAAUUUCAAAUCAAAGCUUUAAAAAAGUCCUCGAUCUUCCCAAUCGUCUCGAAUUCAUCGAAAAUUGAAAAAGUCGAUAAUUGCGACGACGAAGAAACUCUCGAGAUCCCAAACGACGACACACAAAUUGAAAAACUCGAAAAUUCGACAAUCUCAACUCAACCAACAAAGUCAAAUUUAGUCAACCGACUGACGCGUUCAAAUUCGACAAAAUCGAAAAUUGAAAAAGUCGAAAUUCCAAUCGUCUCACCUCAACCAACAAAGUCGGAUGUCAUCAACAAACUCACCCGUUCUAAAUUGCCAAAAUCGACAAAGUCUAAAAUCGACAAAGUCGCAAUUUUGAAACCCAAAGAAUCACAACGAAAGUCAAAUAGUUCAAAAGCUCCCGUUGUCGUCGAAGAGGUAUCUGACAGCUCCGAUAUUGAAGUCACAGGCGAUGAGUUGUCGUCCCAAUUCAAAGAAAAAGACAAAAUGAGACGAAAAAGAAGAAUUGAACGCGAUGAAAAGACUUCAAAUAACACACAAACGGUUUCGUCAAAUGUUUCAACGUCGUCGACUGAUGACAAUCCAAACGCCCAAUCCGACGACUCCGAGACGGUUUCGGCGUCUUCGAAAUUGAAAAAGUCGAAAUUGAAAAAGUCGAGUCGAAAUUUUGGAAAGUCGAAAAAGUCGAAAUUGAAGAAAAAAGUUGAACAAGUCGAAUUAUUGGAAGACCGAUUUGUCGAGUUACUCGCCGAAGAAGACAAAACUCAAUUCACUGCUCUGACCGGUCUGAAGGUGUACGAGUGUCUGUACGACUACCCGAAAUACGCGUCGUCUAUUGUCUCACAUAAAUUCAUCGACUCCAUUCAACUGACGAACGGAUUUGUCAUCUUCGUGAAGGCGGAAAGUUCACUCUUUGGAGUCGCAGUCUUCGCAGACAUCAACAAAACAAAUGAGUACUGCGAAGACAAAGAAGCGUUCCUCUUCAUGUUAAAUAAACACGGGAAACACGAGCCAAGAAUGUUCGAGGUCGACUUGAAGGAAAAUGCGUUUUUGUUGGGGAGAUUCCACGGGUUCAAGUUCUUCGAGGCUGGUGAAGGAGAUUUGAAGGUCUGGAGAAAACGCCCGGGAAAUGAAAUGGUCGUCCAAUGCAUCAAAAACGCGUAUCAGUAUAACGAGGAAGAUCUGUCGAUCUUUGGGAAUGAAGCGAAGGAAAGAAUCCCUGUCGACCGAUUUGCAGUGUAUUCAUUAAUGUGA
Entamoeba invadens IP1 is the source of this 1680-nucleotide messenger RNA. RefSeq lists its product as hypothetical. The transcript has a single exon. Lineage: Eukaryota; Evosea; Mastigamoebida; Endamoebidae. The coding region runs from base 1 to 1680 and encodes 559 amino acids. The record is from RefSeq and is a predicted model, not a curated record.